This is a messenger RNA of Penicillium atrosanguineum, 531 nucleotides long. RefSeq names its product GMC family oxidoreductase. Gene Ontology annotation, biological process: secondary metabolite biosynthetic process. Lineage: Eukaryota; Fungi; Ascomycota; Eurotiomycetes; Eurotiales; Aspergillaceae. The transcript has a single exon. Gene Ontology annotation, molecular function: flavin adenine dinucleotide binding; oxidoreductase activity, acting on CH-OH group of donors. The coding region runs from base 1 to 531 and encodes 176 amino acids. The record is from RefSeq and is a predicted model, not a curated record.
AUGAGCGUCUCACUCAUAGCUCCUCUCUCCCGGGGCUCUGUUCGUCUUGCUGAUUCAAGUAUGAACACACCGCCGUUGAUUGACCCACAAUGGCUUGCGGAUCCAACAGAUAUGGAUCUGACCAUCCAAGCUGUCAACCGCCAACGAGAGAUUUGGGCCGAAUUGGUCAAUCUGGGCGUCGCCGAGAGUGAAGAGUACUUUCUUGGGAUCGAUAUGUCGAGUGAGGCCCAGAUCCGAUAUUGUAUUCAACGGAGUAUGACUACUAUAUACCAGGCGUCGGCGACGUGCAAGUCGGGACAGCAGAAGGACCCUAUGGCCGUGGUGGACAGCAAUGCACGUGUGUUCGGAGUUGAAGGAUCGCGAGUAGUUGAUGCUAGCAGUCUUCCAUUCCUCCCUCCUAACCAUCCACAGUCAACAAUCUACGCUUUUGCGGAGAGGAUUGCAGACGAGAUCCUUCAAGGUAGUGAGGUAAUCUUUAAAAAAGCAAAACUCAGGACAAUUCUGUUUGAAAAUCCCAGUAUCCGUGGAUAG